Molecule: messenger RNA, 3725 nt
Organism: Heterobilharzia americana
Lineage: Eukaryota; Metazoa; Platyhelminthes; Trematoda; Strigeidida; Schistosomatidae
Source: the annotation of a GenBank genome assembly
AUGAGCAUUAGUUUUAUUUAACUAAAUGAUACCAUACGAUAUGGCGUUGUCUGUGCUGAAAUAGAGAAAUGUGAAUCUCUUUUGGACGUGUAUUCCCUGGUAUAUUGGCGAAGACAUUAUGUGAUAAUAUGUGUGAAAGUAUUUUUAAUUCAAUUCAGUUAGUUUAUGAUUCAAAAUAUAGCAAGCAGUAUGCCGCUUCGAAAUUGAGUUCUGACUUACAAGCUGUAAGGCCUAACAAAAACAUCCAAACAAAUAUAUUUGGUCAAGACAAUAGCUCAGAGGAUUUUGUCAUGGGUAUUGUUGAUAAGAAAUUUGACCUUAUUUGUCCAGCAACGGAUAAAAAGACUCAUUUUGUUGGUGAGAAACAUGAUCAAGAAAGUUCCGUUCCUGCUUUCUCACAAUCCGAUUUGUCCAAUUUAUUACACUUAUUACUGGCUAAAUGUUCUAAAAACUGUGACAUGAAUGAUCACCAUCAUUCCGGUGCUGUUAUUAGAGAUACAGGAAUUCCAUCUUGUAAAGAAAAUCAAUCAGUUUGUAUUGAAAAUGCAGAAACGUCACCUCCAUCUGAAAUUGGUUCAGAUAGUUAUUACUCACUAUCGCUUUUUAAAUUAAAUCAUUCACAUAAUAAUCAAUUGUGUCAAGAAGAAAUUACUGAAGAAUCUUUUAAUUGUGAACGACAACAACAGCAACAGUCUUAUUAUUCAUCGUUGGCGGUAUCUGCAUAUAAUUGUUCAGAAAACUCAAUAAAUCAUCAGAACAAUAAUGCAGUUUCUCAAAAUCAAUCAAGUUCAACUCAUUAUCCAGCAGAAUGUAUGAACGAUACGCCUAAUGAUUCUUCAUUAUUGGUAUGCAGUCAGUCUAAUACAACAAAAUCAAUCAAUUCAGUUUUAUCGUCGUUAACUUCAGUAAUAUCUGAUAUUCAUUCUUUUCCUCCACCGAAUCAACAUCAUCUACCGUCAUCUCAUAAAUCGCUAGCAUCUUAUACGUCAAGUCAUUUGCCUGAACAUGAAGAUUCUUCUGGUCUAUUCAUUUCAUCAUCGGCGUUACCACCGUCUUCAUCACCUUUGAAAAAGCAACUGAAAUACACUGGUACUGCUCAUGCUACUUCCUAUCAUAAUAAUAUCAGUAGCAGUACUAGCGUCUACAGUAAUCUGUCAUCUUGUGGUUCUACAACAAGAUUACCAUCACCAUCAUUUCACAAGUUACCGAAUAUGUUUAUUCGACCCAGUGAAUAUAAUCCUACCGAAGAUAAUUUCUAUUCAAAGUUGCACAAUCGGAUUACUAAUUCAAUGCAACAGCAAGGAGAAAAACAAUAUACUACCAAAGAACAACUUCAGUAUCCUACCAGAAUAGCUUCAAUUAGUUCAUACAAUGGCGAUAAUGAUGACAAUACCGGUGUUACCACUACUGGUCAGAAGCAUCCUAAUUUAUCUUUUAUGAAUACUGACGAUUUCCAGUUACACAGUGAUGAAAGUUUAUCUCGGAAAAUUUCAGCUAGCAGUGAAAAUGUAUCCAAUGCAUUUUUAUCUAAACGAAUAAAUGAUGAAAUCAGUAGUAAUCACUGCAACAAACGUAACACUAAUGCUUGUGUACUAAAAGAAGCUUUCAACAAGCGCAUCACUACUACUAAUACUAAUACUACCACUACUACUUCUACCAGUAGUAAUAACAAUAGCAAUAAUAUACCUACUCAGCAUACUAAGAACUCAAAUAGUUUACAUGUAUGCAUUAUAUGUUCACGUCAGUUUAGUCGUUCAGAUAUGCUUCUACGACAUGCACAUGUUCAUACAGGACAUCGACCAUUUGAAUGCACAAUAUGUGGGCAAGCAUUUAGUAGAUCUGAUCAUUUAUCGACACAUCAAAGGACACAUACUGGACAAAGACCUUACCAAUGUCCACUAUGUUAUUACUCGGCAUCUCGACGUGAUAUGAUUACACGACAUUUGAGGGUACACCAAAGACGGGGUCAUAUCAUUCCCAUCAGCGAAGGUGAAAGAAGCAAGAAAUUCUAUUUUACCGCGAAAAUUUGAAAGAAGGGCGACUUCUAAACCUUGAGUAACCAUCCUAAGAAAUUGUACCAUAUUUACACCGAGACAAUCUAAUCGUUCCUAAUUUGUUGAAAACAUGUUGACUGUUUUAUUCCAUAUUUUGAAGAGUGUCUGGAAAUGGUAUGUACAAUCCUGUUUAGAAGAAAACUAAUGACUACACCUUCCACUAUAUUUAAACAGAAAGUGACUAUUUUUUUAAACUGAUCAAUUUCUAGCAGAUCACUUCUCAAUAUUUUUUCAAACAGAAAUCUAUCGCAUUCUUGUACGUGCAUACUAGUGUUUGUACUCUUCCAUUUUUUUUCUAUAUGCGUUCACUAUCGCCUAUGUUAUUCAGUGUUAUCAUGUAAAGAAUAUAUGGAUGUUUUUGUGUGUGUAUGUGUAUGAGAGGGAGACGAUGAAAGCGAAAAAGUGGUAAUACUCAGAAAGAACACUUAUUGCUGCAGAUGGAAACCUUUUUUCUAUCCUUUCGUCUACCAUCAAAUACGACGAGCAAAGUAUUUAAUCUUGCUUAUUUUGUUCAAUCAACCAAAGAAUGUUGGUAUCAUUUUGUUCCCCCUUGCCUUUCCUAGUACAUAUGAAAGUGAUUAUAAGAAAACAGCACAAUGGUUCAUUUUCUGUUUUACUGUUUACCUUUCAUGUUUUACUUGUUGUCACUGCACUUACUUAUAGUCUAUUUCAAUGUAGAAUGUUUGUGUUUUAACUACCACUAUAUGAAUCUCUAAUAUAUACUAGGGGAUUCUCAUUACGAACUGAUUAAAAGAAGAGUCAAGAAAUAUACAUCAAUGAAGACAAACUUUCUGCAAACAAUAACACCAUGAUCAUCAUCAUCAUUACUUGUUUCUCACUGUUUUGAUUAUCUUUCAUGUUGUUUUGUGCAUCAUCAUCACCAUUCCUGUUACUGCAGACUGUCUCCAUAACAUUAUCCAGUCCUUCCUGUAUUUCAGUACAAAAUGUUUUGUUUGUUUACAUACAAUAGACGUUAGAAAUCUAAUUUCGGUGCGCCAAUAUGUAUGAAGUACUGUGUCAACUGAUCAGUUAAGACAUUUCAUUUACUUGUCCAGAAGAUUUGAUUGAACUUUAACGUCAGUGUUUUCCAUCAUUUAUUUUUGUUAUUCAUUCAUUUUUACUACUCAUUUUCUCCUAUUUCUUGUGAUAUGACUAUGACAUAAUAUAUUUUUAUUAUUAUGACUAUUUUGUGAGCAUUUUAUACACAUUGUCUUAUCCCAAUCAAAGUAGCACAGAUAUCGAUUAAUAUUUUGUUUGUUUUUAUUUUUUUCACCCUUUUUUAAUGUUUUAUUUUCCUUUUAAUUAAGAUUUCAAAUAUUUUCGUCUUAUUUUCCUGUUUAUGUUACUUCAGCAUUGGUAAGUAUGCUCAUAUUUUUGGCUAGAAAUUAUGAUUUGCAUCAUUUUACUUUUCAACUGUUUUUUCUCUUGCUGUGUAUUUGUAUACUACUUGUAAGUGUCUUAUGAUUUCAAUCUAUUCAUUACUACCAGUGGCUGUUUUCGUAUACCGUUUAUGAAUAAGUCUUGGGAUCGUCAUGAGACAUUUUCUAGAUACGUUAAAUGGAUAUCAUCUGGGCUUUUUCUUGUUUAGAUUAAAAUGUCAUCUUUAUCAUAGUCUUAGUAACAUCCGCCAUUAUGAUAUAUUUCGACAUAAUAAAAACUUGCUUCUUGUCC